This is a messenger RNA of Oreochromis niloticus (Nile tilapia), 2305 nucleotides long. RefSeq names its product myeloid-associated differentiation marker homolog. The coding region runs from base 257 to 1120 and encodes 287 amino acids. The record is from RefSeq and is a predicted model, not a curated record. NCBI's taxonomy places the organism in Eukaryota, Metazoa, Chordata, Actinopteri, Cichliformes, Cichlidae. The transcript has a single exon. Gene Ontology annotation, cellular component: membrane.
CAAUCAAUGACGUGAAACAGGGGUCAUAAACAGCUCGGAUAAGCCCAGGAUGCUCUGAGUGAAUGUGCACCACCACUUGCAUUUCUGUUUCAAAGAACGCACCUGCUCCGGCCUUCAUGGAUAUUUUUAGCUGCUAUCAUUUAAGCUGGUUUCAAAAUCAAGGACUUGCUGUACACUGAGUACAGUAAACUGACUUGGAAAACCAAAGAAGACUUUUUUCUCAUUUUUAGGUCAAAGACACUCAUCCUGUCCAGACAUGGUGAAUGUAGAUGUCCGAUCCCUCACCCAGCCUGUGGGGAUCAUCCGAAUAAUGGCAGCCAUCCUCACUUGCAUGUGUUUUAGCCUGGCGGGAGCAGAAGGAGUUAUUUCAUCUUCCUACUGGGCGUGGUGCAUGUUCACUUGGUGCUUCUGCUUCUUCUUCACGUUUCUGAUUGUCAUCCUGGAGUUCACCACUGUCCACAGCAAAGUACCUUUCGCCUGGGAUGACUUCACUACUGCCUUCGCAAUGCUUGCGAGCCUUAUGUGCCUGAUUGUCUCCAUCAUCUACCCCACUUUUUUCACCUGCAAAACCUGCCACCGGGCCAUUGGUGCUGCCGUGGUCUCCUGGGUUUGUUUCGCCGCAUAUGCAGGUGAGGUGGUCUUAACACGCCUUUAUCCUCGAGGGGAAACCAGCGGGUUCCUCUCCACGCUGCCGGGGAUAAUGAAGAUGCUGGAGACCUUCUUUGCCUGUCUCAUCUUUGUGUCCCUGGAUGGAAGCCAGUACACUGGUAAUUCAGGAAUCCAGUGGUGCGUGGCUGUGUACUCCUUGUGUUUUAUCUUUUCCAUCAUCAUAAUCCUGCUCACCCUCGCACAGCUGACCUCCUACUUGCCGAUCUCCUUCGACAAGGUGGUGAUUGUCUAUAACAUUUUGGCAGCAGUGAUGUACACGACAGCUAUGGUGAUCUGGCCACUCUACAGUUUCUCUAACAACAAACAAAGACCCCCUAACUGUGGUCACUUCUGUCCGUGGGAUAAGCUGGUGGUGGUCACCUUCAUGACAAUCUUUAACUUUAUUGUUUACACCCUGGACACUAUGUACUCGAUACGUCUUGUGUUCUGCAUCAUGAAUCGUGAAGACUAAUAUGAAACAAAACAUGCUCUGUGUUUGCAUCACUCUUAAUAGAACAAGGUUAUAAAAGUGUUUCAAUUUUUUAUAAACUUGUGUUAUACAGCUGUUGUUAUUGCUAAAUGAAUCCAAUAUAGUCUAUUAUAGUCUAAAGUGCUGUCUCAAAUAACUGCAUGAAAGAAAUGUAAAGUACCAAAACAUACUCAGUUAAUGAUUAGAUCUGUAGUAUCACUGUCAUAAAAUCUAAAAAAAAACAAAUACAACAAUAUAAUGAGUGGAACUUUGGAUCCUGAGGUGAUUAAACAGUACAGGCAAUAAUGUUGAGGUCAUCUAUAGCUCUGCUGCAUUGUGUAGUCAAAUUAUAUGCCAAAUAAAGGUGGGUGUGUUCACAUUCAUCUUUUUACUUGACGGUGUCGCAACUUUCUGAUGAAAGGAAGAGUUUGACAAGUGACAUUUCAUUGUAUAAUAAACAGGGUGGUUAUUUUUCAAAAAAAUGAAGGCCUGUACAAAAACAAAAUGUUAUUGAUGCACUUUACUCUUGAGUGUUAGCGUAAAGCCUGAUUGAUAUGUUAUUUGUUUAGGCCGAUACCAAUAUCUGCUGAUUUAAAAAGUCUGAUGUCCAAUAUCGGAUGAUAUAAAUGUAAACAGAUUUCAGCCAAUAACUGCACAUUUGCUGUUUGUAGUUUAUAUACUUGUUUACAUUCUGGCCAGUCAGCUGGUUGUUGUGUUUGUGGCAACUUUCCUGUUGCCAACAAGAAAGUUACUGAAUGCCCUCUGCUGGACAAACUUCUCGGCAUGAAGACUCGUGCUGCAUGGGUGCUUCUCCAGUCCCUUGGUUACUUUUUAAUUUUCAUUUACUGGCCAAUAUAAAUGCCAGUACAGUCAGAUCGACAUUUAGAUAAUGGUAUCUCCUUCAAAGGUGAAGGUCGAUAUUGUUACCUUCAUGUAGAACCAAGUAUCAUGCAUAGAAAAAUGAAAGCAAAAGUCUAGUAUUAUUUUGUUUGUGCUGAACUACUUAAAAAUGAACAUGUCCUAGUUUUAACAAUAGUAAUCUACAAACCAACGUGUGACAUUGACGUGUAUGUUCAUCUUUUAGAUCCAGUUAAUAAUAACUGUUUCCAUGUUCCCAGACUUUCUGCUAUUCGGGUCUUGUCACCUGAAUUAUAUAAUAAAGAGGACAUUUUGUUCCCUAAAUGUCAA